AUGACUGCAAAUUCCAGAUUCGAGUUUCUUCCUUCCAUCGCACUGGAUAUCAUCCUCGAUCACCUCGAUCUGGAUAGCAUCAAAUCUCUCCGCUUGACCAACAAGACCGUCAGUCGACAAUGCAUCGGUCCUCGCUUCAAGAGUUUCUUCAAGAAGCAGACGACAGAUCUGACAAAAGGAAGUCUGCAGUCUUUAUCCGACCUCGCAUCGCAUCCUGCUUUCGGUCCUGCUGUGAAAGACUUGACCAUCACGGCUGUCAUCUGCGACCUGUCUGUUUUGCAGGAAAUCGUACGCAGUAAAGAGAAACGUCAAUCACAACAACAAGGAGUAUUCUCUAUGAGCACAAUUCGCAAAUGCAGCCAGGCGGAGCUCGAACAAGCACAGUCCGAUCUGGACUGGCUGCAGAAUGAGGACAAGCAGCGGUCGAUUCCUGCAGAGACGGCGAUCCAAUCUCUGACUUCGAUAUUCAGACAUCGGAAAAGUUUCGACAGCAUUGACCUCGAUGCGACUGUCCUGCAGGGACCAAAUGAAAGAGUCACAACAUCGGAGAGUGAAUGGAAUGCAAACUGGAUGAGGGCGUCGCAGGUAUAUGCUAUCACCAUGUCUGCCAUAGCCAGAAGCAAUAUCGCUGUCGAUACCCUCACCAUCUUCAGAUGCACACCCCGAUGCAGUGUUGCAUCCUGCGAUAUCACCUCGCACAUGGCCACACCAGACAUGCAAGCCUCGUCAGCCCUGUCCAUCCGAGAAUUCGCCCUCAGUCUCUCAACCAAAGUGGAAACCGACUUUCACAGGUUCAUGCAAGAAGCAUCACAAACAGAAAACGAUAGACCCGCCCUCCACGCCUCCGGAAGAAGAAGACAGUUUCUCAACGCCGCAGAAGACCCCCAGGCGGUAUCCGAAGACAACUUCCCAGGAGCUGCACGGCUGCUCAAACUGAUGCCAAAACUGGAAGCCCUCGAUCUGCAUCUCUGCCCGACUGUCCAUGGUGAUCGAUCGUCGUACGCCCGGAUCUUCAAGGAUGUUGCCGAUCUUCACUUCCCAGCACUGCAGCAGGUCUUCCUACGCGGUCUUUACGUGUCUGAAGACUCGCUGCUCAAGUUCCUCUCCAAGCAUCCAAAGAUUGACGAUCUCCAUUUGGGCGGCGUUCAUCUAACUUCGGGUUCGUGGAAGACUAUCUUCGCCUAUCUUGGCGAGAAUAUGCCCGCACUGAAACGCCUCUACGUGUCCAGUAUCUACGCAAAUAACAAACUCGUCAAUCUGAUAUCGAUCCAUGGUACCGACCAGUUCGAUAACAUUAAUUACAAAAACUACGCCCAUCCAAACUACUUUAGUGCCGUUCCACAAGCCAUCGUCCAUACGGCGGUGUUUGACGAAGAAAGGAUCAAAAAGGGGUUUGAACUAGACGAUCGGAAGCCGGCAGAAGGUGAAUGGUUUGGAUCGCCUGGCCUUGCGAUGUGGCAGCAGAUGUAUCGUGCGAAUUAUGGAUGCCCUUAG
Molecule: messenger RNA, 1494 nt
Organism: Aspergillus wentii DTO 134E9
Lineage: Eukaryota; Fungi; Ascomycota; Eurotiomycetes; Eurotiales; Aspergillaceae
Product: F-box domain protein
Exons: 1
Coding region: 1-1494 (497 amino acids)
Source: RefSeq, a predicted model, not a curated record